AGAAGUUAUUAACUAAAAUAAGAAGAAAAAAAAAAGAAAAAGCUGAAAAAAUGGCAGAUCCUUGAGAAAGGGAGGAGAGAAAGAGUUAGAUCAACUCCAGAAAUCAUCUGAGAUAAUUAUUGCAGCGAUGAAGAAGCAAACUGUAUCGUCAUCAUCAUCAACAAGAAAGCCUGCAAAAACAGUUCUUCCAUAUCAAACCUCAAGACUGAGGGACCACUACUUGAUAGGUAAGAAAAUAGGCCAAGGUCAAUUUGGCACUACAUAUCUGUGUACCAACAAGGCCUCAAACAAACAAUAUGCCUGCAAAUCAAUCCCAAAGAGAAAGCUUCUCUGCAAAGAAGACUAUGAGGAUGUUUGGAGGGAGAUCCAGAUCAUGCACCAUCUCUCUGAGCACCCAAAUGUGGUGCAAAUCAAGGGAACCUAUGAGGAUUCCAUGUUUGUGCACUUGGUCAUGGAGCUGUGUGCAGGUGGGGAGCUUUUUGAUAGGAUUGUGGCAAAGGGUCAUUACAGUGAGAAGGAGGCUGCUAAGUUGAUCAAAACUAUUGUUGGGGUGGUGGAGGCUUGCCAUUCCUUGGGGGUUAUGCAUAGGGAUCUUAAGCCUGAGAAUUUCUUGUUUGAUACCCAUGGUGAUGAUGCCCAGCUUAAGGCUACAGAUUUUGGGCUCUCUGUCUUCUAUAAGCCAGGUCAAUAUUUAUCUGAUGUAGUUGGGAGUCCAUAUUAUGUUGCACCUGAGGUUUUGCUCAAGCAUUAUGGACCUGAAGUAGAUGUUUGGAGUGCAGGUGUUAUUCUUUACAUCUUGUUAAGUGGGGUUCCACCUUUCUGGGCAGAAACUGAACCAGGAAUUUUCAAACAGAUUUUACAAGGCAAAAUAGAUUUUCAAUCUGAGCCAUGGCCUAAGAUCUCUGAUAAUGCUAAAGAUUUGAUACGAAAGAUGCUUGAGAGGGACCCUAGGAGGAGGAUUUCUGCUCAUGAAGUCUUAUGUAAUCCCUGGAUCGUGGAUGACAGAGUUGCCCCUGACAAACCUCUGGGUUCUGCAGUAUUGUCACGCCUGAAGAAAUUCUCAGCAAUGAAUAAACUUAAAAAGAUGGCUUUGCAUGUCAUAGCAGAAAGACUUUCUGAAGAAGAAAUUGGUGGCUUGAAAGAGUUGUUUAACAUGCUUGAUACGGAUAAUAGUGGGACAAUAACAUUCGAAGAACUUAAAGUGGGUUUGAAGAGAGUGGGUUCCGAACUGACGGAAUCUGAAAUCAAGGCUCUAAUGGAAGCGGCUGAUAUUGACAAGAAUGGAACAAUAGAAUAUGGAGAAUUUCUUGCUGCGACUUUGCACUUAAAUAAGAUGGAGAGAGAGGAGAAUUUAAUUGCAGCCUUCACCUAUUUUGACAAAGAUGGUAGUGGCUACAUCACAGUUGAUGAGCUUCAGCAGGCUUGCAAAGACUUUGGUUUAGAUGAUGUUCAACUGGAUGAAAUGAUCAAAGAAAUUGAUCAGGACAAUGAUGCACGAAUAGAUUAUGCAGAGUUCACUGCAAUGAUGAGAAAGACAGAUGACGAAAUUGGAAGGAUCGGAACUAUGAGAAGCAAUCUAAACUUCAAUCUAGCUGAUGCCUUGGGAGUCAAUGAAUCGGUCAAUGAACCAACCACUGCUACCAACGAAUUGGUCAAUGAACCAACCGCUAGCACUAACUGAAGGUGUUCUUUUGUAUAUUUAAGCAACAUGCAGCAAUGAAGGAAUGAAGGCUACAGCUAAGUUCUUAAAGCUAUCUUUUGCUCAGUCUUGGAAGUAUUCUGUUAUUCUUAGUUUUGAUGAAGAAGUUUUAUAAAAUCUCAUUUAUGCUCUGUAGAGCUGAAAAAUAACAUCUUAGUGGCCCCAGAUGUUCGACAGUUAGAAUUCGUCUAUGCCGUGAGGUUUAACUGCAUGAUCACUAUAACUACGACAGAAGCAGCAAUUCAUCAAAGUAAAUUAAGUGUAGAUGCUAACGUUGUUGAUUUUCUAGCCAUGGGGCCAUUGUUGUAGGUUUAAUGCUUUGAUAUGUACUGGCCAUUGCCACAUUUUGUUCAUAAUAAACAUUUUCUGUUGUAAAGUUUCUAAAGUCUCCAGCAGAACAAAUGAAGGCCAAGAAGCCUUGACCCAGUAAUCUGGAUUUGGAAAAUGGAAACUGUACAAUUUCUUCA
Messenger RNA from Hevea brasiliensis (rubber tree), 2166 nucleotides. Its product is annotated as calcium-dependent protein kinase 11. Lineage: Eukaryota; Viridiplantae; Streptophyta; Magnoliopsida; Malpighiales; Euphorbiaceae. Gene Ontology annotation, biological process: peptidyl-serine phosphorylation; protein autophosphorylation; intracellular signal transduction. Bases 128 to 1681 code for a protein of 517 amino acids. The transcript is spliced from 7 exons. The record is from RefSeq and is a predicted model, not a curated record. Gene Ontology annotation, molecular function: calcium ion binding; calcium-dependent protein serine/threonine kinase activity; calcium/calmodulin-dependent protein kinase activity. Gene Ontology annotation, cellular component: cytoplasm; nucleus.